AUGUCAUAUAGCAUAAUCGAUGGCUCACAUUUUCGUGGUGGUAUUAUUUCAUGGCGCCCGUUGAAUAGUACACCAUCGGGUAGCAGUGCGGAUAUUCUCAUACAUCAACGAUACUUUUUUGAUCGAAAAGCGACCUAUUUCGGUGGUCCACCUUAUUGUACGGAGGCAGAUGUUACUGCUCAAACAACCAUUCCAGUCGCUGGCACGAUGAGCUGUAUGGCAAAUUGCUCAAGUUCAACUUAUUCUGGACUUUCGAUUGCUGUGCAAACUACAGAUUGUAACACGCUUCCGAUUAUUUCAUCAUGGGGUGGUGAACGUUACGAUUUAGUAUCAUUGCCAUUGACAACAUCGAUUGCAAUGGGUUUUGCCGGAAGUGCCUGGUUGACUGCUCUGUAUGGCGGUGGUACUGGUUGGUCAGUUGUUAAUCGAUUGAACUUAGGUUUGAGACCCGAUGGUUUUAUCAAUAGUAGUCCAGUGACAACGACACUACCAGUAGUAUUUUAUCCCAUAGCCACACGAAUUACUCAUAUUAUACAAAUGGCAGAUAAUGAUGGUACUGACAUAUUACAAUGUCGCUGGUCUACUUCAGCUAGUGGAAGCAAUUACAAUCGAGCAGAUGAAUGUUCAGGUGUUUGCAGUGCAUUGCCAGCUGGAUAUGUCUUAACUGGAUCCAAUUGUACAGUGUCUUUUACCCUGCCAACUGCUAAUCUAUAUUAUGCAUGCUCCAUUCAAAUUGAAGAUUAUUAUAACAGUGCUGCUACAAGUCCAAUGAGCUCUGUUCCAAUCGUAUUUUUAUUCUACGGAUAUACAGCUUCUGGUACUGCAUGUUCACAACGUCCUCAAAUCAUUGGUGUACGACCAAACCGAGCCUGUAUUGGUGUUCCCAUUGGUGUUCAACUGAAUGAAACAAUAAUUGUUCAAACAUACUGUCCCGGCCAAGCUAUUGUUGAUUUCGUCACUAGUUCACCACUCGGAAUGCAGCACAGUGCCAUUCUUAAUCCAAGUGCUAAUACAUGGACAAUGGUGUUGACAUGGACACCGCAAGCAUCACAGGCUGGUCCUCAAGGUUUCUGUGCUGGUGCUGUCGACAAUAGUAGUUUACAAUCAGAUCCAUGGUGUAUAACAUAUCUAGUUGACUAUACAUCACCAAACAUCAUUCGUCCGACAGUUGUGCAAGGAUCUGCAAGUCCAGUCGGCACUGUCUUUGCAAAUCAAUCAAUGUUUUCUAUUCAAGCAACAAGUUUAGUUGGUCGUCCAACUCGUAACAACACAAACGUUUGCUUUCAUAAUGCUACUUCGAACGCAACAGUUCUAUGUUAUGAUGCUGGAUAUUCACCGAAUGUGAUCUACACAGGAUACACGAUUGUUAUUGUUACAAAUCUCACAUGGACAGCCGGUGCGUUUUACUAUGUAACAAUGGAUAGUGGUUUUGCAAGUGGAAGCGUGUUUUGUCAUGCGGAGUCAGCACCGAUCACAGAUCCGACGUUUUGGGUAUUCAAUAUUUGGAAUCCGGCAGUUUCCAGCACGACCACAACGACGACGACACCCUUCACAACCGCAACGGUGACAACAAAACCAACAUCAACAACCAGUAUCAAUACUCUUUUGACAACAACUGGUAUUGUCGUAACAACAACAACACCUAUCACAACUAACGCAACAACUACAACUACUUCACCUCCAACUACAACUGCUCCAACAACAGCAGGUCCAACGACAUCGGGCGCAACAACUGAAUCUACAGUUGCUGUGAUGUACCCCAAAGAUUUGGAAGAUGCUUGCAAACAAACAGUCGCCACUAUGACAGCUGUCUUCUCAGUUGUAUUGAUGCCUGUUUAUGCUUUAGCCAUGUAUGCUGUAUUCACCAAAGUAGCAAAUACAUUCAAUCCUGUCAAGAUUCAGGCCAAUACUCGACACAAACUACGAAUGAAACGCAUUCUUCAUUAA
This is a messenger RNA of Adineta ricciae, 1947 nucleotides long. The record is from the annotation of a GenBank genome assembly. Lineage: Eukaryota; Metazoa; Rotifera; Eurotatoria; Adinetida; Adinetidae.